Malassezia globosa CBS 7966 is the source of this 2589-nucleotide messenger RNA. RefSeq lists its product as uncharacterized. Gene Ontology annotation, molecular function: protein binding. The record is from RefSeq and is a predicted model, not a curated record. The transcript is spliced from 3 exons. The coding region runs from base 1 to 2589 and encodes 862 amino acids. NCBI's taxonomy places the organism in Eukaryota, Fungi, Basidiomycota, Malasseziomycetes, Malasseziales, Malasseziaceae.
AUGUCUGAUGUGGCAUCGGACAAUGGCACUGUCGUACAUCGCUCAGAUGUAUCGACGCUACCGCCCAUGUUUCAGCCUGCUUGGAAGGCCACGCCUGCACGUGGUCAGGAUCGUCUCAAUGCGAUCGGAGGUGAUAUGUUUUCGCCUAUGAAGCUCCAGCAGAUGUUUCUCACACCAAGUCUGUCUUCUGCGCGAGAAAAAGAGAAGGAAGAGAGUAGCCCACUGCAUACAUAUGGUGGCGAUGAGCUAGAUGCAGCGCCACCUACCAGGAAAGAGUUCACCUUCCGCGCAAGACAGUUACCAUCGUCCACACCAAUGCCAUCACGCAGCUCAUCCAAAGGUACAUCGCGCACAACGCCAUCAACGCCAGGCGGACCGCAUGUGCCACUACGUUUCAUCCACGUACCUUUUGAUUCUUAUCUUGCAGAGGAAUGUAGCAGAGAGGCCUCUCGCGACGACGAAGAAGGAUCAUCCUCACCGACGCUCUCUGCGUCAGGCUCGUCUUCGUCGUUGCAAGAUUUGCGACAAAACAAGCGCCUCAGAGUUGCGUCACAUGAGACCAGCAGCGGACAAAGACUUGCCCGUUUUCCACUUUCGUACAAGAGUGAGAACAUUCAGCCCACACCGGCACGACCCGCGAGUGGCUCGUUCCCUCGCUCUAUCCUCAAAGGUGCUGGCUCUAUUGGCGAGACGCCUCGUACACACGCAUCGCGUUCGAUAAGUUUUGUCGAUCAAAAACAUCCACGAAGCACUGAGGCGUCGUACUCAUCGGCGCAAGCAGCGCGCCUUGAUCGCAUGCUCGAAGAGCUCGAGCACAUGAAUUUGACACGCUCACUCUCUACCUACGUGCCUGGGCCAGCACCAGAGUCCAAACCAGACACUGCAUCUUCACGUGUGCCUGUGCAAGCAUCUUUACGAUCGCCGACGGAGCCCAUUCCCGUGCGAACAAAGUCAUUGCAGCCUUCACGAUCGCUGUCUGCUUUGAUCUCGGACGAGCCCUCACAGCACCACAGCACAGCGUCCUUCCGCAUCACCCGCGACAAGCUGGUCGAAAUUCUUACGGAUGCUGCGCCUUGGGCGCCGGAUUGGCAGUCGCUGAAAAGGAUCGAUUUGCGCGCACGGCAUCUUGAAUCGUGCAUCGGGCUGAGUGAACAUUUGCCACAAGUCGAGGAAGUAUGGAUAGACCACAACCAAGUGUCGUUUACCAUGGGUGUACCAUCCUGUGUUCGUGUGCUCACAGCCUCGCAUAACCUAAUGUCGGAGCUUACAUCGUUCGAGCACCUGAAGCAACUCCAGUUCUUAGAUGUGUGUUUCAACGAAUUUGCUUCACUCAUGCCUUUUUCCCAUCUUCCACGUCUGCGCGAGCUUCGUGUGGACCACAAUAAGAUCACAGACCUUCGUGGGCUCGAGCAGUGCACGUCCCUAAAGCAUUUUAGCAUCGCUCACAACGAGCUCUCGGGGCGUGUGGAUCUUAGCCGGAUGUGCUGGCCCGCAAUACAAUCGCUGGUGGUCUCACACAACCGUAUCUCGUCGCUCGUGGGCCUUGGACAUCUAGACGCGCUGCAGGAACUGCAUGCAGAAGCAAAUGAGCUGACAGACAUCAGCAUCGAACACAGAAUGCCUCAGCUUCGCGUUCUACGGCUCUCCGACAACAACGACUUUACCGAGUUAGACGUCGGCAGAAUGCCAUGCAUUCGAACACUGUAUGCUGACCGAUGCUCACUAGCAUCAAUCGGCGCACUUGGCUCAGCACAUACACUACGGCACCUCUCGCUCCGCCAGCAGAGCGUGCGUGUGUGCCUGCCGUUGCCUGCGCCAACACAACUAGAGCGCUUAUACUUUGCAGGUAAUGCGAUCAGGUCAAAACCUGUGUUUCAUGCACACAUGCCGGACAUGGUGUACUUGGAACUUGCUGGAUGUCAGCUAGAUCAGGUGUCCACGGAGCUGCAACUGCAGACACCGGCAUUACGCUCGCUCAACCUGGACCACAACUGGCUUUCAACAAUCCCGUCUUUAGCGCAUUGGCACCGACUGAAGCGUCUUAGUCUUGUUGCCUGUCGCAUAAGCACGCUCGAGUGUAUUGUUCAAGGUAUACGUGGCCUCUCUGAGCUCUGCGUUGUCGAUACACGCUCAAAUCCUUGCACACUCAGUCUAUACCCACCCAUGGUUCUUCCUCUACAUGCGCCGGACCGUAUGAAUGGCCCCCCUGUCCCACACCCUGCUAUUGUACAGCCAGAUGCAGCGAAAGCUGUCGAGCAGCAAGCCCAGACACGCCUUCGUGCAGCGCAAGCUCUAGCUGAACGCUCUCAGUUCCACAAGCGCACGAUGCUCUUGCCACCAGAGCCAGCCGCUGAAGCUGCCUUUAUCGAGCCGGAACACGCCAUGGAUAGUGCACGCACAGCAGCAUUGUUCCGUGCGAUCGAUGAAAGAUUCCAAUGUACGCUGCCUAUGCACGUGCUCCAGAAACGACAGGUGUAUCGGGGACUAUGUGGUAUGGCCUGUGCGCCACUGACAUGGCUCGAUGGUCUAGAAAUCAGUGAUGCCGAUGUUCAUCGUGCAGAGCGCCAGUUAAAGUUGUUAGAUAGGUAG